AUGGGUCGUUUGCUGUUAGAUUUGGAGCCAGUUCCGUGGAAAAAGAAGGAAUUGAGCGAUGAUGAGCGAAUACUAUCUUUCUUGGACUUUAUACGACCGAAACACGCGGAGCUAGAAUAUCGAAAAGAGAUUGUUCAAAAGCUUCUGAAUCAUUUGCAAAAUGUACUCUCAAAUCCAGAAUUGCAGGAGUAUGGAAGCUUGUUUACUGGUCUCUCUUUAAAUAUUAGUGAUAUUGACUUGUCCUUAAAGAGUCCUGCUGUAGGCGAGAUGGAUAAGCGACGUGUGACAAUGUUUUUACGCACGUAUUAUGAUCCAAACACGGAAUUUCAUUUUGGUGCACGAGUUCCGCGCGUUUACUUUCACGAUGUGAGCGGUAUCGCCAUAGACUUGACAUUUGCGAACGAAAAGGCUUGUCUUAGUGCUGAACUGCAGUUAGCAUAUUGUAAGAAAAAUCCAGUUUAUGGAACGUUAUUGAUGCUUUUGAAACAUUGGGUUUAUGAGCGAGACCUAGACCGUGUUCAUCAUGGUGGAAUCAGCAGCUGUGCACUUUCUUACAUGUUAAUCGGAUGGCUCGAAAUGAGAUAUCAUAAAAAGGGCUUGUCAUCAAAGGAACAGCCUUUACGAUCUCUACUACAAGACUUCUUUCAUUUUUGGGGUGUCGAAUGGUCUUACGAACUCUUUGUUUUACGUCCACUGACAGGACAAAUAGUACCAAAAUUACAAAAAGGAUGGUUUCACGAGGCUGUACCAAACUUGUUAUCUAUUGAAGAUCCGUUGGAGAAAAACAAUGACAUUGGAAAACAAUCUUUCCAGAUAGCUAUGAUUCAAGCCGCUUUCCUAGCUUCAUAUAAUGAACUAUUGUCUGAUAAAGAGUGGCUUAAUACUUUUGCCAUCACAGAAGCAGAGCUCAAGUUAUGCGAAAAGACAAGCAUAGCUAUGCAUCCCCCAUCGCUGGUUUCUCAAUACGACGAUGACGAUGAGGAAUCUCAGUGA
Schizosaccharomyces octosporus yFS286 is the source of this 993-nucleotide messenger RNA. Its product is annotated as poly(A) polymerase Cid12. Gene Ontology annotation, biological process: RNA 3'-end processing. The record is from RefSeq and is a predicted model, not a curated record. Gene Ontology annotation, cellular component: nucleolus; TRAMP complex. Gene Ontology annotation, molecular function: poly(A) RNA polymerase activity; mRNA binding. The coding region runs from base 1 to 993 and encodes 330 amino acids. The transcript has a single exon. NCBI's taxonomy places the organism in Eukaryota, Fungi, Ascomycota, Schizosaccharomycetes, Schizosaccharomycetales, Schizosaccharomycetaceae.